AUGGCGGCAGCGGCAGUGGAGGAGUGUGUGGAAGUCGGCGAUCCCCCAAUCUCUGACUGGGUCUUUCCUGUUUGUUUGCCGAAACCCUAAGCCCUCCCUCUUCAGCCCCCUGACAUUGCCGCGGAGGGAUCGUGGAAACUCCUAUGAGCCGCCAGAUGAUGAAAUCCCCGGUCUGGCACGGGGAUUCUUUGCUGGGUGACGCUGAGGUGUUCCCGGCGAAGAAUAGCCCGCAAUUCCUUUUCCCCGGCAACGAGAUACGCAUUGCGAGGUUCUCACCUCCCAGCGAACGAUGCCCCCCCAUCUCGAUCCUCCACACCAUCUCUCCAUUCACCAUUCUGUGUAAGGUCCAGUCCUUGACUGCCACCGAUCAGUCCCCAAUCUAUCGGCUUUAUCUCUCCUGCUUCCACGAACAGAAGGUGAGGCCUCUCUAGAAGCGAAAUGAAGGAGGGCAAGAUUCUGCUGGUUCUUUCUGAUUCGAUUACGCUAUUUCCCCUUUUAAUUCUCUGUGGAUUUUGUCGCCUAGACGGCAAUUGUGGUGUCAGGUGACGUUGAGCUGCAUCUCGUGGCAAUGCCGACCAAAGUGGACAGGCCUCCGUGCUUCUGGUGUUGUUCAGCACCGGCUGGACUCUACGAUUCAUGCAUGGGGAUGCUUAACCUCCGGUGCCUGGCAAUCGUGUUUGACCUCGACGAGACGCUGAUUGUCGCCAACACGAUGAAGUCCUUUGAAGACAAGAUCGAGGUCCUCUCCCGGAGGAUAGACAUCGAGAGUGAUCCUCUUAGAGUCUCAGGGAUGUAUGCAGAGCGGAAGCGGUACCUGGAGGAUAAGGCUCUCUUGAAGCAGUAUGCUGAGAAUGAUAACGUUAUGGAAAAUGGGCGGCUGAUAGGAGUUCAGAAUGAAGAGGUACAUCCACCCUCAUCCAGUGGUGAGCCGGUUGUGCGCCCUGUCAUAAGGUUACAAGAUAAAAGUAUAGUGUUGACUCGAAUCAACCCCGAGGUAGAAACCCACCGAUUCUCCAUCUAUUUUCAAAAUUUAUCAGUUAAAAUUUAAUAUGGGGAGCUCUGAUCGAAUUCUUUCUUUAGUUUUAUCUGUGAAGUUUUUCCUGAUAUAUAUCAAAACUCAUUGUGUGUUGAGGCUUGUUCGGUGCUUGAUAAUAUGCACUUCAGAUUCUUGACGGAAAAAACGAGAUUUCUAAGUUGAAAAACCAGCUAACCAAGUUGUCUCAGUAAACGAUACAAAUAGUUUGAUGAACUGAUCAAACAGAAUAGUUUAAGAUUACUCAGGCUUGAGAGUCGAUGCAUGUUUGUUGUAUGCUAACUGGGAGAUUUCGUGAAUGGUUCGGUCUCCAUUAUUGUCAGCAAGAGUAGGAGUAUUUAAAAUAAAACAAUUUCAUGGGAUUUUUAUGGUUUAACUGUUUUACAUUCAACUAUUACUCUGGUUAGUGUUGUUUGUUUCCAUGAGAUAAAAUUUAUUGAGCUGAAUGAAUUUUUUUGCUUCUCUUUGUGUUGGUGACAUUUUUUGUUACGUUUGUCAUUAUCUUUGUCUGUAUUCAUGUGUGAGGAGACAUCUGUCAUGUUGAGUAAUUGGAUAAUUUUUUACAGCAAUCCUGGACAUCAAUUUUUUCACACGAAGAAAUAGCCUUUUGUUUUUUUCUAUUGUUUCCUUUUCUAUGGUAUUCAUGUUCAACAAUCUUGUUGCUUAUUAUACAUGAUUUUCUUGCAGAUCCGUGACACUAGUGUACUGGUCAGAUUACGACCUGCUUGGGAGGAUUUGAGAAAUUACUUGACUGCAAAAGGACGCAAACGAUUUGAGGUUUAUGUUUGCACAAUGGCUGAGCGAGAUUAUGCACUUGAGAUGUGGAGGCUUCUUGACCCAGGUUCCCAUCUCAUCAACUCCAAACAACUUCUAGACCGUGUAGUAUGUGUGAAAUCAGGUAAUAAUUUUUAUAAUGCGUCUUUUUCUAUGAUUUUGAAUAUUCAAUAUCGCAAUUAUCGUGAUUCCUCUUGGCUGUUUAUUUGAGUAUUCCUAUAGUAGCUCCACAUCUGUUGUGUGAGUAUUGAAGCCAAUAUCAUGGGUAAUGUUCUCUUUUGAUUUGCAUGCGCAUUAAAAUGAGUUUAAGCAGUCUGCUCAUUUUAAUCUCGUAUUUUGCUUUCCUAAAUUUCUAGGGUUGAGAAAGUCAUUGCUGAAUGUUUUCCAAGAUGCAAAUUGCCAUCCAAGGAUGGCAAUGGUGAUUGAUGACCGGAUGAAAGUUUGGGAUGAUAAAGAUCAACCCCGGGUCCAUGUUGUGCCUGCCUUUACCCCAUAUCAUGCACCACAAGCAGAGGUUAUUCCUUUCCUAGAAUAUUCAGACAGGAUUUUUUACAGACACCUCUGAUAAAAAGUUCACUUCUACAAUCUUCCUUUGUCAAUUUUUUCGUAAAUAACUCAUUAAUUAUUUUUUUACAGACAGCUAAUGUUGUUCCAGUAUUGUGCGUUGCAAGAAAUGUUGCAUGCAAUGUCAGAGGUGGAUUUUUCAAGUUAGUAUGAAGUUCGAACUUGCUUAGAAAUGUUAUAGGAUGUACUUUUUUUGUCUCAUACCUAGGUUAGCACAGCAAGAUCUGAAGUCAACUGUGUUAUGCAUUGCAGGGAGUUUGAUGAAAACUUACUUCGGAAAGUUUAUGAACUCUAUUAUGAAAAUGAUAUUUUGAAUUUGCCUUCCACACCAGAUGUCAGCGACUACUUGAUGACAGAGGUAUGCAUUAUUCAUUUCUCAUGAAAAUAAGACCUAGUGAUACUCGGUACGCUCUGUUUUUUUAAUUCCUCAUUCGCACUGAUUUUCUUUAUUUUAUUUCAUUUUGUGCGUUUGAAGGAUUCUGUUCCCAACAGAGAAGCUCCUAUUCCCGAGGGCACGAAUGGUGCUGAAGUUGAGAGAAAGGUCAAUGGAUUUGUAAGCCUCUUUCCUCAUUUCUCCUUUAAAUCCCCGGUAAAUUUGAUUCAACUCUAUGGAAAGCCUAAGCAAUUGAUGAUGCGGUGGUUUUUCAAUAUUCUAUGACGGGUCUAUCUGAAUGAAUCAUUUUGUAAGUUCUAGAAUAUCACGAAGAGAUUGACUACUGCUAAAGGAUUUUAUCUUUUCAUUGAAAGGUUGUAGGUUGGUUACUCUAUCAUAAAGAAAUAGUGAAGACCACGAAUUUAAAUAUUGGGCAUUUAUCGUUAGUGUGGCUUUUCACAAUUAGGCUACUACUGUUACGGCUGGGGUUUUGGCUUAGGAUUCAUGAGUGAGUGACAGUGUAUAAAUUUAUUUCUAUGAUUGGUUAAUUACUCAAUUUGGUUUUGCUUCAUUGAAUAGACAGGGUUUUAAAACACAUAAGAAUGGGUCAUGUGCAUUUUUUAUGUUAAAAAUCUACUUUUUAUAUCCAAAAAAUUAGUUUUUAACGUUUUUCGGUAUCAUACUAGUUUUCUGCAUCUUUUCUAUCAACGGGCUAACAACCUUAAGAAUGAGCAUCGGAUAAACAUCAGGAACUUUCCGCAUUAUAGAUUGUUUGGGACUAAGAGUAAAUGGUACUGCUGAAAAUGGGUAACAGUUCAUCAAGUGUUUCGUAUAUGCAGGAAAACCUUGGUGAUGAACGCAACAUGCAACCUCAGUCGCUGUCAAUUCGUUCAUCAUCAUUUGGUAUUUCAACAAUUACAUUUAGACCUCUGUCUCCAUCUUUCUCUCUCCUCCGCUCUCUCCACCCUUCUUACCUCACUGCCUCUCUUCUCUUCUAUCUUCUCACCUCAUCAUUUGGUGCUCAUUAUUUUUUCUUGUGCCUUUGGAUUGCUGUCUUUCUUGGAGUUUCUUUGAAAAAAACGCAUCAUGCCGCUGACAUAACUAAUCAAAAGCUGCGGAUGUAUAUCUCCAAAUACCUUCCUACCUUAAUCUCCUUGUGAUGGAAAAAGUUGUUUUAUGUACGGUGCCAUGAACAAGUUACUUUAAAUUCGCAUUUAUCAUCCUUCAAUUAAAUAUGAGAUCGUUGACGUUUUAUGAGUAUCUUAUUCAACAUGCCUAGAUUUAACCCACCAAAUCAUGCUAAGAACUUAGAUUAGGCAUUUGAAACAAAUUGAAAGAAAAAGGUUUGUACCCAAUGGUAUUACGAGUAUUUGGCUAAAAUUGAGGGCUAUUUCCAGAAAAACCAAUGGGCAAGAUAGGAGUGACUGACUGAUAUGCCAUUGGUGAAAGUGGUUCUGGAUCGUUUGAACACGUCAUGUGUACUCUCAUUAACUCCCAUCUUUGCCCACGUGGUAUUCUUAGAAACUGCUUUCAAUUUUAGCCUAACAACUGUAAUCCUAUGGUAUGACGCAGGGAACAUCAACCUAUAUACUUGGUAAGAAAUUUGAUCAGCGUUUCAUGAGUAUUCUAGAAGUAGAGGAAGACGUCAAAGAAUUUAGAUGGAGCCAAUUAAGAAAGAUACUAAGUUAGAGUAUAUGAUGUUUGCUGAAUUGUGCUGAUGGAGAAUGAUGUAUGCGAAUUAAACUGAGAUAUUGUGGGAUCUUCUGUGCCAAGUCCAAGGGAAUAAAUCAAUCCAUAUAUCACAUUUAGAAUAAUUUGUGGCUUAGUUAUUCGUUUCCUUGGCCACUCUUCUAUCACAUUUAAAUAUCUUCUAUCGCAAUACCUUAUUGAGAUAUCUUUGACCUUCGAAUCCUAAUAGGAGGAUGGUGGGUAUAUAUCCACAUGUAUGGAUAUAUGCAUAUAUUACUGGAUGUAAAUCCUAGUAGAUUUUUUUUCAUGGAACUAAUAUGAAAGAGAACCCUAGACAUCUAGAAAAUAUGAACAUUGCACUAUGAUAAUUGUCGAAAUUCUGACGUGGAUUUUUUUCAUCAUUAAUUUAUUUUAGUCAUCCCUUAUUAUCUUACAAGAUUAAUUUCAUUCUUUAUCUUCAGAUGAUGAGGUCUUAAAAACUCGAGUACCAAAUACUGACAAGGAUUUUCUUAUAUCCGCUUUAUCUAUUGGAGUAUUGACUGAGAUUGGGCGGAGAUGUGAAUCUAAGGUAUUGCGAAUUGAUCAGAAUUUUCAAAGAUGUUGAUGUGAAUUUCAGAAUCAAUAUCCUCUUUGAUGUUUAGGUUGAGUUCAAGCCUGUUACGAGCAGCAGUAAGGAUCUACAGUUUUCUGUUGAGGUUCGUAUGUUGACAUUUUAUAAUGUGUAGAUACUCGUCCGGUCUUUGUCAGAUUCAGAAACGUUAUUUUUCUUUGCAGUUGUCAAAUCAUGUUACUAAAUGUAUGCUGUUCGAACCUGGCUUUUACUUUUGUGUUUGCUACUAACUGGGUUAGGACGAUCUCUCUGCCUGAUCGGGAUUUCAUGACUUAUGCAUUGGAGCUUGAUUAUUGAGUUUUAUAUCCUCGGAUGUACAGUUUUUUUCCUUGGUCUGUUGUUGAAGUUCUCUAAAUAUCCUUGUUUUACUCUCACUCGUAAAUUUACGGGAAUAUCAUAAUGAUUAUGAACUUCUGGUGAUAUUUAUGCAUUAGCAUUUUCUGUAUGUAGCAUCAAAGCAUUGAAACUUGGUUACAUUUAGCAUAGUUGCUACUUUUUAAUAUUCUGACCAGGAAAUGCCUGAAGUAUUUAUAAGUUUUUUGUUCAUUUUUUCAAAGAAAUUGUACACCUUCAUAGAGUUGGUACCUAUGGCUGUAUGGUUCUUUCUUUUAUUAUUAUUUCAUUUUCUUAAUGGAAAUCACAUCUGAAAUUUAGAAGAUCUCAGUCUCCCAAUCUAUUACCCCAGGUCUUCUUCAGUGGUGAGAAAAUUGGGGCGGGAGCAGGGCGAACAUGGAAAGAAGCUCAGCACCAAGCUGCCGAUACUGCUCUUCGGCAUUUGGCAAGUGAGAACGAGUUUACUACCUGAGCUCUUUCUUGCAAUGGUUACAUCUCAUUAAAAUAGUAUAUAUUUCUUAGAAUUAAAUGUUCCUUCUGUUUUCACAUGUGGUAUGUACGUAUUCGAUAUCAUCUUUUUCCUUGGACUGCUCUUAGUAAAUAAAAUUUGCUGUUUUUCGGGAAUGGUAGUUGUUUCGUUUAUAACUUAGAUUGUGUUUAUAUUCAACAUUUAUACUAUCGGAUCCAUCUGUCUGUAUCUUCUGCGUAAUCAUUUUUACACAAAUAGCCUUGAAUGUAAAUGUUCAUGUUGGACAUCGAGUUGUGAGGUGUUAAACGCUUUGUUUGAUGCUUCGAAUGAAAAAAUUGUCUGAUCACAAGUGGUAAUUGGGAAAUUUUGCACCCAGUAAUGGGAUGUGAGUGCCCAGUUUCAUCUGUUGCAGAAGGUUAAAAAGUGUCGCCAGUUACCCUUUGCAUCCUGCGUAUUUGUUUAAAGCUGUUUCAAUAGGCAAAUGCCUCAACUGAUGGUUAUCUUUUUUUGUUUUUCAUGGUUCUUACACAGACAGUUAUGUGGCAUUUGUGACACUUAAUACGGGAACCGUGGAUAGAGAUUUGGGCAGGCUAUCUCUUCAGAAUGAAAAUGGAUUUUUGAGGGAACAUGCUGAUGUUGAUUCCAAAGAGUCACCAGACAAGGAAGAAUUGCCUAAUGCUAGUACAUCAGGAGAGUCGGGGUUCACAGAGGAUUCGAAAAAGUUGCCUCAAAUUGUCGCUGAAAUAAGGGAGCGUGCAAUGGUGAUCGACACUAGAUUCCUUUAGGACUUUCGUGGGGAAUUCGUAUUGGACUAACAUGUUUACACUUUAUUGUUGUGCAAUUUCAGUGCGUGACAGAAGAUCUCAAUCUAGUCUUCCGAGAACAGCCGCAGACAUCUAUGGUAUCAAAUGGAGAAUAUUACUCUCAGGUGAGAUCCAGUUAGCUUUACUUUUGGGGAGUUUGUCGGUCAUUUACGUCACUCUGACCGAGGUCGUGUUAGAUGACAGCGUCGGAUGCCUGCCUUCUGCUCUGUAGUUGUUUUUCCCCUCACUUGUUCACUUACGCGUUAUGUAUAAUAUCAUGUGGGAAAAGCUGGCCUUCUCUCUGCGUUCUAUUUUGCUAUUUCCACGUUUUAAGAUUACUUACCACGGGAAAUGGGUAUGUUUUCUUGUGCUCGUCGGUAUUUCCACAUUAGGCAUUAGUGUGUAGAGGCUCUGUUUUAUCCUUUUUAAAGAAAAAUCUAGGAUUGCUUCUUCCCUACCGCCUGCUGCAGAAUAUGUUGAUCUACUGGAAGCUUUACUAUUUGGUGGAGUGUAAGUUUGAUUAAGAUGAACUCAUUAUGAACUACCACGAUGAUCUUUUGAAAUGUGGAAAACUUUGCGGAAUGGUUGCGUCAUCUGGCAAUAAAGUUUUCAGUGUACGGCUGCAGGCUAGGGAGGAGAGGUUUGAGACUUCGAAGGCAUCUGAAAAUCGACCAGCCCAGAAGCAGUCAACCAUCUUUAGGUAAUUUUCACAGUGAAUUACUCGAGUCUUUUUGCCCGGUUCAUCGAAUGCAAAGAUGAGGAUGAAAAUACUUAUACUUCUGGUUGCUGUUCCUUAUUGAUUUGUUUGCCAUCUUUGUAAAAAGAAUAAUUCGAGUUAGUGAUAUUGUUCGGAGCUUUUGUUUCCACGAUUCGUCCUAUAAUCUCUCCUAUGACGUUCCUGUUGCAUGAACAGACUCUGAUUUCCGUCAGAAAUCUGUACCCUGACUCAGGGGAACCAGUGCCAGGAUCUGUUCCGAGAAACUGAAUUGUUUUGCUAGACAACGGUAUCCUGUGCAGUAGAUCCUGGGUGUUCUAGGCGUCGUCGUAUUAUCUUACGCGCCUGAAAAGCUCACUCGUAUUAUCAGCAAACGGCUGCUCCGUGGAGAUUUGUGUUCAUUCUUCUCACACAGAUGCCGAUCCUUCAAUUUGAGGUUGUUAAUUUUUCCCUCCCAUUAAAUGUGCUUAAUCCCGACUACAACUGCACUUUUUUGUUUAAGCGCCGCUCUCUCUUGCCGAGCAUUGCCUAAAGAAGAAUAGGGUUUUCUUUUUAUGCAUUCCUCAGUGGGAUGGCCGCCUUCGAGAAUGCGACUCAUGUCUUGGUUUCUACCGACCGCUGUUUUCUCGGGAAUUUCGACGUCUUCGUACCAUCACAGCCUCUCCAAAUCCAUGCGAAUGAAUACUACGCAUGCUGCCUGCUUCUUCCAUGCCGCUUGGGCCUCGUCUGGUUGUAUAAUAAUUGGCUGGAAAGAACGUCGGAUCUAUGUGGACCGUCUUCUAUCUUUUGCAGGCCGCCACCCGCUGUCCCGACGAAGCGCCCCAAGGACGAAGCGUCGCUGGGGCACAACGGCGUGCACUCGUCACGCCCCUUCAAGGACGGGUUAUAG
Molecule: messenger RNA, 8252 nt
Organism: Spirodela intermedia
Lineage: Eukaryota; Viridiplantae; Streptophyta; Magnoliopsida; Alismatales; Araceae
Source: the annotation of a GenBank genome assembly